Messenger RNA from Brenthis ino (lesser marbled fritillary), 2403 nucleotides. The record is from the annotation of a GenBank genome assembly. NCBI's taxonomy places the organism in Eukaryota, Metazoa, Arthropoda, Insecta, Lepidoptera, Nymphalidae.
AUGUUUGUAGUAACAGUAAUAUCGUUUCUAUUGAACGUGCUUAGUAUAAGCUCAACACUUGCUGAAAUUUUUUUCGUAAAAGAACUUCCUGUAUCUGACAACCAGAUAAAAGAUCUCGCGCAAGCUGUAUGCGACGAAAUGUUGUAUGGAACGGUAACAAAUCGAAAUAGAUGCGUGACGCAAUUUUUAUACCAAGCACAUAGCUCAUAUUUUACUCCAAGCACCUCGACAAUUAAAAUUGAAUGCAAUUCAGAUACUCAAAUACUAUUCAGGAUAACGCCUUCAAAAUAUACACAGCUAGUUACAUUGGUUCCAUUAGAUAUCGACGUAAACAAAACGAUUGAGUUUUCUAUUAUUGAGCCAUACCAAGAGAAAGCGUCACUUUACCCGGAACCGGGGAAAUACACAUUUUGGACGACUACAAUAAAUGACACUGGUUUUCUGUCACCGUGGAAACGAGGGCCUUACAUAGAGAAUUUUGUACCACAGAGAGAGCAAAAACCGUACGCAAUUAAUAUAACAUUUUCGAAUCUUUUACUUAUAGAAGAUGAUUUUUUUGUAAAAGCAAAUAUAUCAUGGAAUUCAACUGACGCUGCGGACUCUUUAACAGUAACAAAUAGUUGUAACAAAGAGACUCAAGGAAACUUUUAUUAUAAAACAAUUAAACCAUGCGAACGCCGCAAUGUUAUACUACACAAUUUGUUUCUUAACGAUACUUGCACAGUUACAAUAAAUGGAAAAUAUGGCGUCACCAAGAAAGUAUAUCAUACGCCCCCGUGCAUUCAUAGAGAAUGCUAUAAAUUUACAGCACAAAAUGUGACACUCAAAGCUGUUUGGGACGAAAACCAGGAUUUCUGGACGGUGCACGUAAGUUGGAACAGGCCAACUUUCGCGCCCGACUACUACAAUGCUACUUUACGCACAAAUAUGGCUGUUCAAAGCGUUAGAGUUCCUGGAAAUGCAACAGUAAUGCAUUUUAAAAAUGUAAAAGGCAGAGAAUUUUUCAACGUGUCGCUAGUGGCGCACGCCAACAACCGCACGGCGCACACCAGUGCACGCAGCUUAUUUCCAAAUUUACAGCUUGCAUCUAAACCUCUCUCAGGCUUAUUGGUAGGCGCCUGGUGCUCGGCGCUGGUCUUUGUUGUACUUUUAGUAGCUGCUUUUUGUUGGAAACGUCGCUUCCAUUUGACUCGCUCUGGAAAUUAUUAUAGGACUACAAUGGAGAAGAUACCUCAAGAUGAGUUGGACGUGGACGGCAUGGAGGCGGGCACGGAGGACCAGUGGGAGGUGCGGCCCGAGCGCCUGCUGCUGCACGAGGUCAUCGGAGAAGGCGCCUUCGGAGUGGUCCGUCGGGGGACAUUUGCGCCUGCUAAUAAAGAAGUCGCCGUGAAAAUGCUUAAAGACUUACCAUCAGUGGAGGAGAUCCGGUCGUUCCGCGCGGAGAUGGAGCUGAUGAAGAGCGUGGGCGCGCACGCGCACGUGGUGAGCCUGCUGGCGUGCUGCAGCGGCCGCCGCCUCCUCAUCGUGGCCGAGUACUGCAGCCGCGGCGACCUGCUGUCUUACUUGAGAUGUUCCUGGGAUAUAAUGCUAACUCGACGCAAUGUGAAGUACUACAAUAACAAUAAGGAUGGAGUGAACUAUAGGAAUAACUUGUUCAAAAGCAAAACAACAGGUUUAAAAUUCGCUGCAAAUCGACUCUACGACCUACAAGAAGUUUGCGACACUGAGCUAACCAUAUUGGACCUUCUCUCUUUUUGCCGACAAAUUGCAAUGGGCAUGGAGUUCCUUGCUUCAAACCGCGUGGUCCAUAGAGACUUAGCUGCUAGAAACAUUUUAGUUACUGGAGAUAGAACGCUAAAGAUAGCAGACUUCGGCUUAUCCAGAGACAUUUAUCAGGAAAAUCAGUACAAGCAGAAAGGCAAUGGCAAGAUGCCGGUGAAAUGGAUGGCCUUAGAGUCUUUAACGCAUCGGAUCUACACAACGCAGACUGAUGUGUGGUCAUUCGGCGUGGUGGUGUGGGAGGUGGUGACGGUGGGCGGGUCGCCGUACGCGGGCGUGAGCGCGGCGCGCCUGCCGCGCCUGCUCGCCGCCGGCUACCGCAUGCCGCGCCCGCCCAACUGCAGCACCGCGCUGUACGAUUUAAUGCUAUCCUGUUGGAACGAGCGUCCCCGCGCGCGGCCCACGUUCAGCGAGCUGCACGCGAGGCUGGACGACCUGUUGUGCGCGUGCGCCGACCACUACAUGUCACUGGCGGUGCCCACCGAGGUGCCGGAGAUACACUCAAAACCGUACCGAUAUGUGCGCAAACUUAUAAGAGGUAGACGGAAACGUUCGAAGAACUACGAACGACCGCUGGCCGCGCCCACCAAUCACUACACCGAGCAGCCGGUCAUCGCGCUCACC